Molecule: messenger RNA, 1629 nt
Organism: Pomacea canaliculata
Lineage: Eukaryota; Metazoa; Mollusca; Gastropoda; Architaenioglossa; Ampullariidae
Product: ficolin-2-like
Exons: 9
Coding region: 808-1575 (255 amino acids)
Source: RefSeq, a predicted model, not a curated record
UUUUGAUGAUUACGCAUUCAGUCUGGGUCAAAACCAACAGUUUGCAUUGUCUGAGUCGUCAUGUUGCUCUGCUGGAUGUUUAGAUUACUUACUAUACUGGUCUUCACAAGAGCAUUGAAUGCUCUUCUGUGGUCUACGUCACCGGAAGUGGGGACAUUAUCACAGGAUGUGUUGGGCAGGAUUUGUCAGUCCCAUGGUCCUUCACGACAAAUCCGGAUGAGGCUGUUGUAGACAUCACGUGGUUUCUGGAGAGAAAUGACGGAGGGAGGACCAUAUUCGCCAGCCGUAUAGACGGAGACUUCAUCUCGUUGUCAAGGCAACACGUGCAGUUCGUGCCCAACGCUGGUUUCCGGUUACAGAACGCGACUGUGGGCGACACUGGGCUGUACUCAGUGCACGUCAGCACUCACGACGGCGCCGGUCACGUGACCACAAGCAAUCGCUCUGCUGUUGUGGAUGUGGCGGCUCCUCCGAAACUGGCUGGGGGUCAGUUCCUAGCUCGCCGACACGUAAUGCCCGUCGUGGAUGAUAUCACAGACACCUUGAAUGUCAUCCUGGAGUGCGGACAGUUCACUGACCGGGGUCAGCCGCCGAUCAUCGUCGAUUGGACGACACCAUCAGGACCUGUUUACACAGACUUCAACUACCAGGACGGUUACUUUCUCCUCCCCCUGCAAUACGUGGAGACAGGAAACUACACUUGCUCUCUCUUAGACCAGAGUCCGGCAAAACGAUGUCUUGCCAGCGACUCCGCCGUUACUAGGGGAGGCAACUGUCUACAUUGACCAAAACGUAAACUGGACGGCAAUGGAGGCAAUUCAAAGGGAGUUAAUCGAAAGAGAGGAUACUCUGAGACAUGAAAACGAGGAGCUGAAGUCCCAGGUGCACAAUCUCACACAGACAUUACAGCAGCUUGAGCAAGUCAUUAAUCCUCAAGAUUUCUCGAGCAACCAGUCCACGUGUGUAGACAUACAGCAGCACAACAGCAUGAGUGGUGUUCACAAACUGUACGAAGGGAACGUUUCAGUGUCGGUCUACUGCGACCAGGACACAGAUGGAGGAGGGUGGACGGUGUUUCAGCGUCGGUAUGAAGGUUCUGUAAACUUUUUUCUGAAUUGGACAGAAUACACACGAGGCUUUGGGGAUCUGAACGGAGAGUUCUGGCUGGGACUGGACAACCUGCACAUCCUAACGUCCUCGAGACGCCACGAGCUGCGCGUGGAUCUUCAAGCUUUUAACGGGACCCGAGGGUUCGCUUCUUACAGUGGCUUCAUCAUUGGCAACAGCAGCACCAACUAUAAGCUCGAUUUCGACGAUUUUCUGGGUGGAAACGCAGGUGACAGUCUAACAUACCACAAAGGUCACGAGUUCUUGACACCUGAUCGGGACAGUGAAUACAAAUGUGCAAGUGGCAGGCACGGGGCGUGGUGGUACGAUAACUGCUUCUACUCAAACCUCAAUGGCAUCUACAGACCCACUGCUACCACACCACACGCCGACGGCAUCAUCUGGCUUUCUUUCGCAGGAUAUGAUAAUUCACUCAAACGGACGGAAAUGAAAAUUCGUCCUAUGUAGAUUUUUAACAAUUCACAGUUUGUAAUCAAAACUUUCAUUAAAGUUGCGACAUCA